UGAAAAAGAAAAUCAAUUAAAAGAAAAACAAAGCCGCUGGUAAAAAGCUUUAUUUAGGAAGCAUGGCGUGCCUGACUAGUACUUCAAAUCUAUUCAGUAAAACCCCCCUUUCAUAUUCUCUCUUCACAGCAAGAUCCGGACUUGUACGUUCAACACCGGCGGCGAUAAGAGCAGAGUCGAUGGCCACCGAGAAAUUGGGAAUCACGGUCCACACCAACCCUCCCGAGUCCAUACUCACCGAACUCGGCGUCCGAAAGUGGCCUAAGUGGGGUUGCCCUCCAAGCAAAUUCCCAUGGACAUACACAUCCAAAGAGACUUGCUAUCUGCUAGAGGGGAAAGUAAAGGUUUAUCCAGAUGGUUCAGAUGGAUUUGUGGAGAUUGGUGCUGGUGACUUAGUUGUGUUCCCGAAAGGAAUGAGUUGCAGUUGGGAUGUUUCAGUUGCUGUGGACAAGCACUACAACUUCGAGUAAUGAGUUUUGGUUAAGUCUUUUUGUCUUAAUUCCAUGUAUGAAUAAGUGUAAGAACUCUCAAACUAUAUAUGAACCAUGUAAAGUUUGGUUAAUGUCAUGAGGGUCUGAAGCUGCCAUUUCUAAUUUUCACUUGGUAAUGGAAGAUAGUCAUGUCUGUUCAAA
Messenger RNA from Carica papaya (papaya), 632 nucleotides. RefSeq lists its product as uncharacterized. The record is from RefSeq and is a predicted model, not a curated record. NCBI's taxonomy places the organism in Eukaryota, Viridiplantae, Streptophyta, Magnoliopsida, Brassicales, Caricaceae.